Cavia porcellus (domestic guinea pig) is the source of this 649-nucleotide messenger RNA. It is a transcript of the gene Uba52, whose product is annotated as ubiquitin A-52 residue ribosomal protein fusion product 1. The coding region runs from base 180 to 566 and encodes 128 amino acids. NCBI's taxonomy places the organism in Eukaryota, Metazoa, Chordata, Mammalia, Rodentia, Caviidae. Gene Ontology annotation, molecular function: protein tag activity; structural constituent of ribosome; RNA binding. Gene Ontology annotation, cellular component: cytoplasm; ribosome; nucleus. The record is from RefSeq and is a predicted model, not a curated record. Gene Ontology annotation, biological process: modification-dependent protein catabolic process; translation; protein ubiquitination. The transcript is spliced from 5 exons.
CCAGUAUCCUACUUGACGGCGUCGGGGGCGGGGCCUGGGGCGGGACCAGCUUCGCGGCGCGGAUUGUGACGCAGCGCGCGGCGUGCUGGGUGCGCAAGCGCUCUCGGCAGUGAACUGACGGUUUCCGGUUCCGCCGCCCUCUUUCUCUUCAACGAGGCGGCCAAGCGGCAAACGCAGAAAUGCAGAUAUUCGUGAAGACCCUGACAGGCAAGACCAUCACCCUUGAGGUUGAGCCCAGCGACACCAUCGAGAAUGUCAAAGCCAAAAUCCAAGACAAGGAAGGCAUCCCACCUGACCAGCAGCGCCUGAUAUUUGCCGGCAAACAGCUGGAGGACGGUCGGACUCUCUCGGACUACAACAUUCAGAAAGAGUCUACCCUGCACCUGGUGCUGCGCCUGCGAGGUGGGAUCAUCGAGCCGUCUCUGCGCCAGCUGGCGCAAAAGUACAACUGUGACAAGAUGAUCUGCCGCAAGUGCUAUGCCCGCCUGCAUCCCCGUGCCGUCAACUGCCGCAAGAAGAAGUGUGGCCACACCAACAACUUGCGCCCCAAGAAGAAGGUCAAGUAGAUCCUUGCCGGCCUCUCCUCCAACAGGUGCUAGGCACCGUGGCCUCAGCGCCUGAAUAAAGUCUCCCUCACUUGACUAGAGCA